Messenger RNA from Lepisosteus oculatus (spotted gar), 2498 nucleotides. It is a transcript of the gene tti2, whose product is annotated as TELO2 interacting protein 2. NCBI's taxonomy places the organism in Eukaryota, Metazoa, Chordata, Actinopteri, Semionotiformes, Lepisosteidae. The record is from RefSeq and is a predicted model, not a curated record. Gene Ontology annotation, cellular component: TTT Hsp90 cochaperone complex; nucleus; cytosol.
GGGGACGUAUUAUUGUGGUGCACCAGGGGAACAUACAGCGGGAGACACAAAUUACGAGAUGAGAUAAGUAGGCCUUUCCUGGAUCAUGGAUUUGCCAGACAUUCUACAGAGCCUUCGAAUAUGUGGAGGGACAGAGGGAGGGUCCCCCAUCUCCUGGGAUUGUCCGUCCCUCUCAGUGGUGAAGGUUCUAUCCCAGAUCAAGGACUUGUUCCAAGCAGAGGCCUCACCCAGAACCAAAGAGGACAUCUUAAAGAGCAUCCAGCAUCUUCUUGCGACUGGGGACAGCCACUGGCUUUUCUCAGACUGCUGCAACAAUGAAGGCACAAGUGUCAGGAGAGUGUACUUAGAUCUCACCAGUGCCCUCACUCAGUAUGCAGCUCUUCCACCCUGCGAGACUGACAGUGGGGAGCUGCCCACAAGCUCGUAUGCCUUGAUCCCUCAGAAGGCAGUAAAAGUUAGUGCCGUUCUUCUCUCCCUCAUCAAGAGGCUGGAGGACAGUAAGGAUUUAGUGUCCUGCAGCCGGGCUGCCACCCCAGUGAAAUCACUGGCACUCAGACUGAUGCCCUCCCUGUUUGUCUUUGCGGUAAUACACUCUCAAGAUGAGCCAUGGACAAGUACCCAGUCCAAGCAAGCCGCUGGCGAACUUUUAUCUGCCACUAUCCAGGCUGCUGGAUGUACAUCUGCUGCCGAGUUGCUGUGUGGAAAGUCCAGAGAUGAUGAUUCUGGGAUUUUAGGUUCUGUUUUGGAAAUGUUGAAGCCAGAACUGAAAAAGGACAUCUGGAUGCGAAACCAGGCCACAAAGCACAUCUUUUCCUGGACACUAACUCAAGUGAGUCGUCCUUGGUUGUCUGAAUUCCUGGACCACGUUUUCCCCCCAUCUCUGCUCUUCUCGGACGAUUACAGAACAGAGAAUGAAGUCCUGGGAGUCCACUGCCUACGUCACAUCAUCCUUAAUGUGCCUGCUGCUGAUCUACGUCAAUACAACAGAGCUGAAGUAUUGUACCAUGCUCUCUUCAAGCAUCUUUACAAGUCUGACCCGCAGCUAAUAGAGGCAGUCCUACCAUGCUUGCUAGACCUGCUCUCUGUCCUUGAAAAACCUCCAUCUAAUAUAGAUGCCCCCAGGAAAUCCAAUCGCUAUGAUGAGGUGCUGAGGCUAUUCCUCACACACAUGGAGAUGGAACACAAGAUUUCUCUGCGCCGAGUAUAUGCAAGGAACCUACCUCUCUUCACCUCUAGGCUGGGCAUUGUGACUGUUCGCCACCUGAAGAGGUUGGAGAGGGUGAUUGUGGGAUACCUGGAGGUUUAUGAUGGACCAGAAGAAGAGGCGAGAUUGUGUGUCCUGGAGGCCCUUGAAAGAACAAUUCAACAUGCUUGGCCAAGAAUGAAAUCCAGGAUAAACGUGCUGCUUAAGACCUUGUUGAGGCUCCUCUAUGAUGUAGCAACAGACCUCAGCCCCACUCCACCGGCUGUAAGAGAGGAACUAAUGAAGAGAGCCACACGCUGCCUCAUUCUCCUGGACCACAGCUGUCAGGGCACACUAAAGGUCCUCCUUAAAGAGGUUGACAGCAGCUGCACACACAUCCGUGUUUUGGAAUGCAUUGAGCAAGUUCAACAACAGGACACCCCUUUAUGGGGCAACAGUCCAGCAGAUUUUAAUUCAGCACAACUCCUAAAGAUGUAGUUGAAUUCUGUCUAUAAGAGUGUAACAGACUCUCCAGGUUCUUCACUUGCUGAUAAUCUAAAGAGACCUAUAAAAUCUACAGGAAUUCAGCUCUCCAGGACAGAGGGAUUCCAGAUGGAUUGUAUCCAACCCUUGCAGAGAAUCUUCAAAAUCAUGAGUCGGUUCCUUUAAUGGUGGAAUUGAAUAUUGACAUAAUCAGAUGUUGUUGCCAUACUCAUCCAAGUGUAGAUAAUGAAGACACUCUCCACAGUCAUUUUCUUACAUUAUGAAACAUUCACUGUGCCAUCUGUCCAUUUAGCAAGAGUAUUUCUGAUUAAGGCACUGGACUUCCAAAUCUGCUUUAAGCUGUAAGUCUUGAAUGAGACUAAGGUGCUUUUGCCCCUUAGCAAAAGAAGAGCGCUCUUAUGCUCUACUAAAUAUUAACGCUUCAACGCUAGAAGAGACUAAAAUCAUUGGAAUUCCACCCAAGUUCUUAAUUGAGUCUAUUUAUCUGUUUGUCAGGUUUUUGCAGUUGGUUCAAUUAUACCAGCUCAAAUCUGGCUUUCAAACCACAGUUGUAUCCCUUGCCUUUAGACUCAAGGAUGAAGAUUGUCCAAGUUAUAAAAAUUAUACAAAUUUGACAUUUGAAAGGGCUGUUUAUUGUUUAUAAAACAUUUACAUACCAUCUUGUGUUUCACCAAUGGGACUCAGCUUAUUGAGUUUUAACUGAAUAUGUUUUAAGCCACUGUAAUGUUGCUUCCAGCAUGGUUAAUAAAAGUAUUGUAAAUUUGAAAUAUCUUUUCUUAUUUUUGAAGAUUAAAGUGAUUUUUGAAUUUUA